Messenger RNA from Colletotrichum phormii, 1110 nucleotides. Its product is annotated as farnesyl pyrophosphate synthase. Gene Ontology annotation, biological process: trans, trans-farnesyl diphosphate biosynthetic process. The transcript has 2 exons. NCBI's taxonomy places the organism in Eukaryota, Fungi, Ascomycota, Sordariomycetes, Glomerellales, Glomerellaceae. Gene Ontology annotation, cellular component: cytoplasm. The record is from RefSeq and is a predicted model, not a curated record. Gene Ontology annotation, molecular function: (2E,6E)-farnesyl diphosphate synthase activity; dimethylallyltranstransferase activity. The coding region runs from base 1 to 1110 and encodes 369 amino acids.
AUGGCCAAGAAGACUACCCUCACCGAGUUCGAGUCGGUUUUCCCUAAGCUCGAGGAGGUCCUCCUCGAGCAUGCGCAAAAGUACAAGCUUCCCAAGGAGGAGCUGGCGUGGUACAAGAAGGCAAGCAUUCAGCCACACCGACCCCCGACAAUCCCCAACGCUGUUGCUGCUAGCACCUCCUCUGCUAGUCUCGAAAUCAACACCCUCGGCGGAAAAUGCAACCGCGGCAUGUCGGUCCCCGACUCCGUCUCCCUCCUCCUCGACAAGCCCCUCUCCGAGGAAGAGUACUUCCAAGCCGCCACCCUCGGCUGGAUGACGGAGCUCCUCCAGGCCUUCUUCCUCGUCUCGGACGACAUCAUGGACAGCUCCAUCACCCGCCGCGGCAAGCCCUGCUGGUACCGCCAUGAAGGCGUCGGCAUGGUCGCCAUCAACGACGCCUUCAUGCUCGAGGCCGCAAUCUACACCCUCCUCAAGAAAUUCUUCCGCGAGCACGCCAGCUACGUCGACCUCCUCGAGCUCUUCCACGAAGUCACCUUCCAGACCGAGCUCGGCCAGCUCUGCGACCUCCUCACCGCCCCCGAGGAAAAAGUCAACCUCGACAACUUCAGCAUGGAGAAGUACCGCUUUAUCGUCGUCUACAAGACGGCCUACUACUCCUUCUACCUCCCCGUCGCCCUCGCCCUCCACUGCCUCAACAUCGCCACCCCCAAGAACCUCAAGCAGGCCGAAGACAUACUCAUCCCCCUCGGCGAGUACUUCCAGAUCCAGGACGACUACCUCGACAACUUUGGCCUGCCCGAGCACAUUGGCAAGAUCGGCACCGACAUCAUGGACAACAAGUGCAGCUGGCUCGUCAACCAGGCCCUCGCCAUCGCCACCCCCGAGCAGCGCACCAUCCUCGAGGAGAACUACGGCCAAAAGGACAAGGCCAAGGAGGCCGUCAUCAAGAAGCUCUUUGACGACAUGGAGCUCAAGCGCCGCUUCGAGGAGUUCGAAGAGAAGCGCGCCGGCGAGAUCAAGGAUAUGAUUAACAACAUUGACGAGAGCGAGGGCCUCAAGAAGGGCAUCUUUGAAAUCUUCUUGGCCAAGAUCUACAAGCGCUCCAAAUAA